This is a messenger RNA of Hordeum vulgare subsp. vulgare (domesticated barley), 1393 nucleotides long. RefSeq lists its product as uncharacterized. Lineage: Eukaryota; Viridiplantae; Streptophyta; Magnoliopsida; Poales; Poaceae. The transcript is spliced from 5 exons. The record is from RefSeq and is a predicted model, not a curated record. The coding region runs from base 114 to 1127 and encodes 337 amino acids. Gene Ontology annotation, biological process: female meiotic nuclear division; male meiotic nuclear division.
UCACACACGCACUCGCUCGCUCUCUCUCUCUCUCUCGGUGCCACACAGGCGGGCGAGUGACACGGCUCAUCAUCUACACCGAGGGAGGCCGUUGGUGCUGCUGCUGCUGCGCCAUGGAGACAGCGCAGGAAAGAGAGCUGCUGCAGCUGCAGCUGCAGGGCUGGCCUUUCCACGCCAUGCCGCCCAGCUUCGACGCCGGCAGCGCCUACAGCGGCAGCGGCAGCAGCAUGAGCAGCGACUCCUUCCUGCUCGGAUGGGAGCCGCCGUUCGGCGGCUGCUUCGGCCUCGCCGACGCGCAGCUCCACGACCUCUUCCCCCUCUGCAUGGAGCCGCUUCCGUUGUCGCCGGCCGCGACGUCCACGGCGGCGGACUUCCCGGCCGAGCGAGAGCAGCAGGUCCCGGCGCCGGCGGCAAUGCCCAACGGGGAGCUCGGCGACCUUCUGCUGAAUUUCUGGGACGCCGGUGACGCGAGAGAGCAGCCGGUCGCAAUCAAUUCGGGCUGCGUGGCACCGCAGCAGGAGAAGAGCAGCCAGAGCAGCGCUGCCACGGCAACAAACUCUUUCCUCUAUGAUGAGGACGAUCUCCUGGGCUCCAUUUUCUCCAAGAGGCCCACCUUGGCAGAAGAAGCACCCGUGUUCCUCACCCCGGCGGAGGCCGAGCCCCUCCCCAGCGCCUCCUCCUCCUCCAGCUGCCACGCGGGCCCACCUGCCUGCCGGGCCCGGGCGCAGGACACCACCACCAGGCCAAGUGGCGCACGGGCCCCACCGCCUCUCCCUCGCUGCUCCUCGUCGUCGUUGAAACGGGCGACACCAGAAGCAGCAUCGGAGUCGACGGAGGCGGAGAGCGGCGGGAAGCGGCGGAAGGCGUCGUCGGGGAGCGUGGUGUGCCCGUUCGCCGUGCUGAAGCCGGACGGCCUCGACGGCGGCGCGACGCUGGCGGACAUCAACGCGCGCAUCCUCAUGCGGCCGGCGCGGCCCGUGCGGCACCCCGUCGGCGAGUACGCGUGCGCGCCGCGCGUGCUGGCGGCCGACGCGCCCGGCAUCUCCGGCAGGGCCGUCUCGGGGUUCACGAGGCUGCACACCCCCGGCCGCGGCACCAUCACCAUCAUGAGGACGCGAGGCUGCUAGCGCGCGCACCAUCAUUGCGAGCCCCGUCUGCUGUCUGUGCCUCAUGGACGUCCAUGGACGAUGAUGAUAUGAUAUAAUGCACCAUGUAGAGUAGAUUAGCCCGGCUCAAUCAGUGCUACGUGCAUUGCAUGGCUAGCUAGGUAGACGCCCCAUGGCUGGCUACUCCAGUAGGAGUAGCGCUUCCGGGUUCCAAUGCCGUGUAAUUACAUGCUCGAUUAUUACAUAAGGAGUGAGGUGAAUGAAUAAAAUCCUUCCAUUUUCUUCUC